Messenger RNA from Oppia nitens, 549 nucleotides. Its product is annotated as probable E3 ubiquitin-protein ligase DTX3. Gene Ontology annotation, biological process: protein monoubiquitination; protein polyubiquitination. NCBI's taxonomy places the organism in Eukaryota, Metazoa, Arthropoda, Arachnida, Sarcoptiformes, Oppiidae. The coding region runs from base 20 to 487 and encodes 155 amino acids. The transcript has a single exon. Gene Ontology annotation, molecular function: ubiquitin protein ligase activity; metal ion binding. The record is from RefSeq and is a predicted model, not a curated record.
CAAACGGCAAACAGAAAAAAUGGGAAACAAGUUUACGGUGAAAAAACGGGUCGACAAAAGCACAGGUAGUAAAUCAAAGGUCGAUUGUCCCAUAUGUUUGUCGACCAUUGAAAAGAAGUGCCGACUCGACAGCUGUGGACACGAGUUUUGUCGCAAAUGUUUGCUCCGAUGGACAGAUAGCCAACGGACGUGUCCGGUAUGUCGACAACUGUUUACAAAGAUUUGCGAUGAGUUUGGGGCCGAUAUUCAUAAAGACAUUCAUCGGGAGACCAUUCGUAGAGUAGAGAGAAGUAUUAAAGACGACAACAUUUAUAUUCAAUAUCUUUAUGACAAAAGACAACAAAAGAAAAAAUUGCUAAAACUAUUGGUCAAUAAAGACGAGAACAAUAGUWAUCAGAAAAAAGAGUUGAAGACACUGUUGAGGUCUAAAAUGAUGGCCGAUAUUAAUGCCAAAUAUGGCAAUUAUGUCAUACCUUUUGUAGACUAAUCAUCAGAUUUUAUGAUUUUUAAGGAAAGUUAGAUCUAUAUAUMAAGUGAUGGCUAUAAGUG